Messenger RNA from Histoplasma mississippiense, 1197 nucleotides. Its product is annotated as vacuolar protease A precursor. Lineage: Eukaryota; Fungi; Ascomycota; Eurotiomycetes; Onygenales; Ajellomycetaceae. Gene Ontology annotation, cellular component: fungal-type vacuole. The record is from RefSeq and is a predicted model, not a curated record. Gene Ontology annotation, molecular function: aspartic-type endopeptidase activity. The transcript is spliced from 4 exons. The coding region runs from base 1 to 1197 and encodes 398 amino acids. Gene Ontology annotation, biological process: proteolysis.
AUGAAGCCCACCCUGCUGCUUGCAGCGACUGCUCUUCUGGGCGUGUCGUCUGCAAAGGUGCAUAAGCUAAAACUCCAGAAAAUACCUCUCUCGGAGCAGUUUGCCAAUGUCAACAUCGACGCCCACGUCCGGGCGCUUGGGCAAAAGUACAUGGGAGUCAAACCGAAUCAAAAUGGCCAGGACGUUUUCGGAGACCCUGCCAAAGCUUCUGGGGGUCAUUCUCUUCCAGUAGACAACUUCCUCAACGCUCAAUAUUUUUCUGAGAUUGGCAUCGGUACUCCACCCCAGACGUUCAAGGUUGUCCUCGAUACAGGAAGCUCCAACCUCUGGGUUCCAUCAUCCGAAUGUGGCUCCAUCGCCUGCUACCUUCAUAACAAGUACGACUCGUCCGCGUCGUCCACCCACAAGAAGAAUGGUUCCGAAUUCUCCAUUACCUACGGCUCUGGCAGUCUCACUGGCUUCGUUUCACAAGAUUGUCUGACGAUUGGUGACCUGGUUGUGGAAAGCCAAGUUUUUGCUGAGGCAACCAGUGAGCCUGGUCUUGCAUUUGCCUUUGGCCGAUUUGACGGCAUCCUUGGCUUGGGAUACGACACUAUCUCCGUCAACAAGAUCGUCCCUCCGUUCUACGAAAUGCUCAACAAUAACCUACUUGACGAACCCAUGUUCAGCUUUUAUCUGGGUGAUGCCAACGUCGAUAGCGAUGACUCAGAGGUCGUUUUUGGAGGCAUGAAUGAGGAUCGUUUUACGGGGAAACUUACAAAGAUCCCUCUUCGCCGCAAGGCCUACUGGGAGGUUGAUCUUGAUUCUAUCACCUUCGGCAAGCAGACUGCUCUGAUGUCCAACACGGGUGUAAUCCUUGACACCGGCACAUCCCUCAUUGCACUCCCUUCUACCAUCGCCGAGCUUCUUAACAAGGAAAUCGGGGCCAAGAAGUCUUUCAAUGGGCAAUACACUGUUGAAUGUGCGAAGCGUGACAGUCUCCCCAAUCUGACAUUCGGUCUGUCCGGCCAUAACUUCACCAUCGGUCCUUAUGACUACACCUUAGAGGUGCAGGGGACCUGCAUCAGCAGCUUCAUGGGCAUGGAUUUCCCAGCGCCGGUUGGCCCUCUUGCCAUCCUUGGCGAUGCCUUCUUGAGAAGAUACUAUACCGUCUAUGACUUGGGCAAUGAUGCUGUCGGCUUGGCUCCAGUCAAGUAA